AGUUCUUGUUGGUGGCGACGGAGACGGAGACGGCGACGGCCGCGUUCAAUGUACAAUACUUCUAUAGACAUCAUCAAGUGUAUAGAUCGUAAAAAUUGUAAUUAGUAAAAUGAAGAAAAAAAAAAAACGGUUUUUCAAACCGUUCAAUUUGGCUCAAUUAAAUUUUUUUAGCAAAAUAGCACACGAUUGCGCAAAAACUGAUGGAAACAAGACACCCUGUGCAUUAUGCGGCUCGGGCACAUGGACACUGAUACAGAUCGAACUGUGAAAAGGGCGAACGUCAACACACAACAGCAACAGCAACAGCAAAAGCAACAGCAACAGCACAGCGAAUAGCAAACGAUACGAGAGGAGAAUCUGUGUUAGUGCGCAUAUGAUUUUGACAGUCGAUUUGCCUGUACACUUGCGGCUGCAUGUGUUUGCGUGCGAUGCGCACGCACAUAUUUUGAAGCAGCACAAUGCUUGCUUUUGACGUAUUGCUCGAUUACAUUUCGAAUCCGAAUACAAUUACAAUUACAUCGAAAAAGAAUUGGCUACGAGUACCCAACCAAUGUUGAACACAACCGUUGUAAUAGCAAGCGCGUGUCACACACAAUUCCUAUAUUACAUAUAUGUAUAUAUACGAACGAUGAGAUGGCCUGUUGCGAAGGAGCGAGUGAGGGAACGAGCACACGCGCGCACCAGAGACAUAGCAUGUGUUGUGUAUGAAUAAAAUAGCAUACACUUUUCUGACAUUCGUUUAGUAUAAGUUCUGUUUUAAGUUCAACCAGUUUUCGUUUUUUUUUGUUUGAAUCGCAACACACAACAGUACACACAGUUCAGACCACAUUGCAAUGCGGAUGAACUGACAGUGAGCAGAUAGAGAGAGCCGAGCGAACGAAAAUUUUUGUUUUGGUUUUUUUCCGUAUUUAUUUGUUUUAAUUUGGUUGAAACCGAACUGUCGACUAGCAAUUAAUCAAAUUUUUUAUGCAAUCCGAACCAAUUUCCUUUUAUAACUGAUGAAAGUGUUGUGCAUUUCACCAUAAUAUACACAAAAUUCGCUUCAUGUGAUUUUUCUUUCAAUUGGUUGCUUCAAUUUAACAUCGGCCUCUCUAUCCCGUGAUUUUAUUUGUCCAGAGUAUGUUUCGAUGAAUUUUAUGUGUUUGUUUUUUUUUUGUCGUUAUUAUUAUUGUUGUUGUUGUUGUUGUUGUUGUUGUUCUGAACGCAAUCAUAAAGUGAGCGCCAGUUAAUUGCGUUGCUUGUGUAUAUGUGUGGUUGUUUAUGUGUUUACGGAGUGUGCGGAGAAGACAAUUGAAUUGAAUCGAAAAGUGUUAAUCAAAAGAAAGAAUAGUUCCUUAUAGUCUAAUUAAGAUGAAAAGAUGCAAACACAUAUUUUACAACGUCUCUAAACGAAAUUAAUUUACACAACAACAACAGCAUCAAUCCAACAGACAAAACAAGGAAACAAAACAACAGCCGCACAUUUCGACACCAUAAUUGCGUACCCAAAACUAAAUCAAAAAAAAAAAUGUGUUGUGCACACCAGUGAAUUAAAUUCGAUCCGAAUUGUGUGGAAAUUUGUAAACUUUUUUGGUUUUUAUUUUGCGCGUUGUGUUCGCGCUGCGGUCACUGUUUGUUGUCAUUAUUCCGUUUUUAUUUCAUUUUAAUUUGUAAUGCUUUUUUAUUGAUUUAUUGAGCGGUUGUUCGUGCUUUUGAGUUCAAAUAGUUGAUCAAUUUGUUUAAAGUGAGUGUGUAAACAUCACAUGAAAUCGAUGAAUCCAAAUGAGUCAUCUGCUGUUUGUCUGAAAUUUCCCUAUUACUUUCCGAUCGUUCCAUAUUAAGAAGAAGAACAAAAAAGAAAAAGAGAAUACCCCCUCCCCCCCACAUUUGAUUACAAUCACGUGUGAUUUUUAAUAAAAACGGCAGGAAAAUAUGCUCCAGUAGACAUAUUAUAAUCAGUCAUUGGGUAAUGUAGCAUGUGCUACAUUUUUCUCUCGCUCUUUAUCGAGAUUACAGAGCCGACUACAACAACAACACUUUUUUGACUGUGAAAAAUAGCAUCAACAACAACAUCAUUCGCAGCAAAGCUCCGGAUUUUCAAACGAAAACCGAAAACAUGUCAUUAAGCCGAGAGGUGCGCUUGCAGGGCAAGUGCAAACUAGUUAAAUGUAGUCGUCAUUUCAAUCAAAACGGAUUGGUGGGCGAUCGAAUUUAUGGCAACAAUACUGUGACAAGUGAAUGCAAUACCAGUUGGAUUCCAGCCCGGUUGGUGCUAUACUUUUUAUCAUGGUCCGGUUUUCUUGUGUCAUUUAUGAUGCGCAACGAUAUAAAUAUUGCGUUGGUUUCAAUGGUUCGGGGAAACAACAGUAACACUGACACCAUCCUUCAAUCAACCGUUAAUGCAUCCAUGAAUGCUAGUGAUACAAAAGUGCCAAUCGAUGUGGACAAUGGUGAAUUUGAAUGGUCAUCAUCGGUGCAGUCGGUUAUUUUGGGUUCAUUUUACGCUUGUUAUGUUUUAUCUCAGGUGGUUGGCGGCGUAGCUACUCAGUAUUUUGGUACAAAGAAUGUGUUUGGAUGGUCACAAUUUGUGACGGCCGCAUGUAGUUUAGGAAUACCGCUUGCAUCGUCUUAUCAUUAUAGUGCCUUGAUAUUGCUGCGUUCAAUUCAAGGAUUUGCAUCGGGUUUAACGUGGCCAGCCAUGUAUGCCGUUGUAAGCUAUUGGAUCCCAGCAAAAGAGCGCAGCCGUUUCAUGUCAAGCUUUCAAGGGUUUAGUGUUGGCAUUGGCCUAACGUAUCCGAUGUGCGGUUUCAUUAUCAAUCAUUGGGGAUGGCGAAUUGUCUUCUAUACCAGCGGUUCAAUUGGAAUGUUUUGGUGCUUAAUGUGGUACUUAUUGGCAUACAAUACACCAGAAGAGCAUCCACGCAUAUCGUGCCACGAAUACGAGUACAUUCAACGAAACAUUGAUGACAGCAUUCGGGCUGGACAAGGUAUGAUGGUGCCAUGGCGUAAGAUAUUCACAUCACUACCGGCAUGGGCGAUUGGUGUGACAACAUUUGGUCGCAUUUGGGUGCAUUACACAUUCAUAAUGGGCGGACCGACAUAUAUGAAGAACAUACUUGGCGUUGACAUUCAAACGAACGGAUUGCUGUCGGGCACACCAUUUCUUUGCUCAUACAUUUCAUCGGUAAUCUUCUGCUGGAUAGCCGAUUACAUGAUGGAACGUCAAACGCUAUCGCUGACAAAUAUUCGAAAACUCUUCACCGUCCUGUCCCAAGUAUUACCGGGCAUUUUGGCGCUAUUUAUUGGUUAUUGCACCGAUUUCUAUGUGAUUCUUGUGAUUUGGUUCAUAUCGGUGACAUUUAUAACCGCCUCAUAUGCCGGCCCAAUGGCCAAUAUUGUUGAUAUUGCACCGAAUUUAGCCGGUCCAGUAUUAGCCUUUGCUCAAACGAUUCACAUGAGUGCCUCAUUCUUGAAUCCGGUCGUCAAUGGUCUCAUUGUUACCACCGUUACCGAUGUCAAUCAAUGGAAAUUGGCGUUUAUCACAAUGACAAUAAUCGCUUGCACCACAUAUGUUAUGUUCCAUAUUUAUGGUACGGCCGAAAUACAACCAUGGAAUUAUCCACCAACCAAACUAUUGCCCGAAGCAAACGCUUCGAUCAAACCAAUGAUUGAAAAAUCGACAACGAUUGCCACACAAAAUAGUGUUCUUCUCGUUAAAUAGUACACACAGUUUUUUUUAAGUUAGAUUUUUGUGUGUGCUUUUUUCCGUUUCAAAUUCCAUUUAUUUGUUUUUAUUUCUCUCUCGAAUUACUUUAAUAUAGUUGGAAACACACAAAUUCCAUUCUGACACGAAAAGAAAGAAAAAAGACAAAUUGCAAAUAAGCUUAUUAUAUAUAUAUAUAGAUAGAUAUUAUUAUUACUAUUAUUCAGAGUGGCAAAUUCGAUGAACAUUUCAAAUGCAUUUUUCGUUGCAAUUUAUUACGUAGCGAAAAAAUGUACUUUCUCUCUCUCACUCACACAAAAAAAAAAAAACAGUAUACCGAUAUACACACUAUACAUUUAUAUUGAAACUAAUUAUCGUUAUAUACACAUAUAAUUCAAACAAUAUUUUUGUUAAUUUCUUUACCUAUUUGAGUGCAACAUAGUUUAUAUUUUUAAUACACGUUGAACUUGUAAUGAUGAUAAUAAUCUUAUGCAGAGCACUGAAAAUGGAAAAAAAAAUACAGCCAACACUCAGAAAUUGUCAUGCUUCAGCCCUGGGGGCGGUUACUUUAUAAAAAUACACAAGAAUUGUGUUGCUGCCGCAAUAAUGAGUGCAACUGGAUUGAUAAUACAGUGUUUUUAAAUACACAAUAAUUUUGAUCUAUAUUUGAAAUGAAAAUUGAGCUUUGUACAGAAGAGCGUUUUUGUCUUUGAAAAAUUCAAAUCAUAAUUCGUCAAUUAGCAGUUUUAAAGCACCAGUUUUGAAUCAGAAGGAAAAAAGAAAAUAAAAAUCUUUGUCAAUUUAUGCGCCAUAGUUCAGUUCGGCUUGAUUUACUGAAUGCAAUCUCGAAUUUUGACUCAAAUUUUUUGAGGGGAAACAAAUAUCAAGCAAAUCGCUAUGGCCAUUGUCUUCAACUUGUAGCAUUCUUUUUUAUCAAAAUCGUCAAUCUUAUUUCAAACUUCUCCAAAAUCAGAGCGAUUUAAAAUUGCACAAUAUUUAUUGAAUUUUUUUUUUCCUUUUUCAAAUUAUAAAUCUAAUGACAGCAGGGGAAAUUUCUGAGUGUGUGUUUCGUAUUUUAUGGAACAGGUACAAAAAAAAAAACAGCCAAAUAUCAUGCAAAUAGUAAUUGUAAAUAUGAACUGGCUUGUGAUGAUGAAACCCCAGAUUAAUUAAACGAAUUGGUCAAUGAAUCGAAUCAAAUAUACAGGUCAACAAGGAAGCUAAAAGUUGUCUCUCAGGAAAUUCCUGAACCAUGAAUGAGAAUUCCUGCUGUAAAGCAAAUAUCAUCAUACGGUUCUUGUGCGUCUGAACAAAACAUAAGAUUCAGGCAUUGAACAAAGAGUUUAAGAUAUAUAGACGGAUAGAAAAAAAAAACUUUGUUGAAUCGGUCAAUACACGGCAUGGGUAGUUAAAUUCAAUUUAAGUAUUUCGUAUUUCCAAAGUGUUCAAGAGGAACAAAGAAAUUUUGAAUCUUUGCACAAACAGAAUGUAAUAAAAUUGCCCGUGAACGGUGUUGUAAUUUUGUUUUUUAAGGAAAAAAAAAAUCGGUCACAAACAACGACUUGUGAGUGAAUUAAAUAUGCAGCAGGUAACACUUAAAAAAAAUUAGCUCGAUCAAACAUUCGAUUGGAUAAGAUUGUGUGUUGCUCAGCAAUAUAUGUAUAGUUUAGUAAGCAAAAUUGCGCGGUGUAGCAUUAUUUUUACUUUUUCUUAAUCUCUAAUCCCAUAAUACACCACCAUGUUGAAUAAAAGUAAAGAUUUAUUUUUCUUAAGAAAAAA
Molecule: messenger RNA, 5461 nt
Organism: Sitodiplosis mosellana (orange wheat blossom midge)
Lineage: Eukaryota; Metazoa; Arthropoda; Insecta; Diptera; Cecidomyiidae
Gene: MFS17
Product: sialin
Exons: 6
Coding region: 2096-3700 (534 amino acids)
Biological process (GO): monoatomic anion transport; transmembrane transport
Cellular component (GO): plasma membrane
Molecular function (GO): transmembrane transporter activity
Source: RefSeq, a predicted model, not a curated record